AUGUACAACCAGUACCAGCAGCAGCCCCAGCAGCCGCAGCAAUUUGGUGGGCAACAGCAAUUCAAUGCCCAACCUCAGUCAACUGGUUAUGGGAAUUUUUAUCAACAACAGGUCCCUACUCAGGGCCAGCAGCAGCAAUUCAGUGGAUUUCAAACCUUUAGCAACGCUGGCGCUUUGAAUCAACAGCCUACAGGUUUCAGUCAACAAACACAGGCGCAGCCACAACAGCCACAGCAACAACAACCACAAUCACAACCACAACAAGGCAUGCAACAACCAUUCGGUAAUCAGCAACAACAAAUGCCACUGACCCAACAAUUGACGGGAUUCAAUUCUAUGAUGCCGCAAACAUCCUUUGGUCAGCCUCAACAACAAAUGCCAAUGAACACGUCUUUCAAUCAAGGGAUGAGCACUACUGCUGUCAAUGCACCAACAGGUCCGUUACAGCCUCAACAGACUGGCUUCUAUUCUCAGCAGCAGCCUUUGGAACCUUUGAAGCCAACCGCCACCGGUUUCAUCAAUUCCUUCGCGAAUACUGGUGUUGACAACACUUUGAAGAUUCCUGCCAUUAGAUUGUCUUUCAUUACCACUCAGGAUCAGGCCAAAUUUGAGAAGUUGUUUAGAUCGGUUGUCACUCCUGGUUCCAACACUAUAACUGGUGACCAGUGCAGAAAUAUCUUGGUCAAAUCUGGCUUACAGCCUCAUCAAUUGGCCAAAAUUUGGACUCUCUCAGAUACUAAUAAGGCUGGUGUGCUUCUCUUCCCAGAAUUUGCAUUGGCAAUGUAUCUAGUCAAUUCUGUAUUGCAAGGUGAUUCCAUUCCUUAUGAGUUGGAUUCGAGAACCAAGGCGGAGGUUUCCAGUUUUGUUGAUGCUAUUAACUUCAGUGUUUCGAAUGAUUCGGAAGUCGAACAAAAACCUAAGACACCGUUCGAUGACUUGACUGCUGGAAUAUCAAUGAUGCAACCCCAGCCUACUGGCUAUAUGCCACAGCUAUCGUUCGGAAGUCAGCCUCAGCAGAUGCAGCAACAACAACAACAACAACAACAACAACCGCAGCAACAAAGUUUCCAGGGUUUGACUCAGCAACCAACUGGUGGGUAUGGAGCAGCACCUCAGACUUCUUUUGGUAACACUUCCCAAGCUUUACAACCACAAUCCACGGGUUUCAUGCCUCAAAAUUCCUUCAAUCAACCGUUGAACGCUCAAACCACUGGUGGAUUUAGCUCUGUUUUGAACAUACCACCACCAGGGUCAAUGCCGCAAACAUCUUUCACACAGCAAGCUCCAAUGCAGACAAGUUUGGCUACUGGAGGUGGAUUUUUGCAACCACAAGCUACUGGAUACUUACCUCCAUCCAAUUUUCAAGCAACUGCGCCACUUCAAGCUCAGAAGACAGGAUUUGGUAACAACGAUCUUUACACUUCAGCUAAUCUUGCUUCUAAGUUCAUUGCAAGAAAGGAAGAGGCCAUCACUCCAGAAGAAAAAUCAUUGUUUUACAAGAUUUUUGAGACUUAUGAUGUUGAGAAAACAGGGAACCUUGACUCUGCAACUGCUGUUGAAAUUUUCCGUAAAUCUGGUUUGAACAGGUCAGACCUAGAACAUAUCUGGAAUCUAUGUGAUACAAACAAUAGUGGUAACUUGAACAAACAAGAAUUCGCACUUGGUAUGCAUCUAGUUUAUCGCAGGUUGAACGGUGAGGUUCUACCAAAUACGUUGCCUCCAAGUCUAAUUCCAUCCUCGACAAAGAUUUUAAACACAGUCAAAGAUCAAUUGAAACAAGGUGUUGAUAAAAAUAAUAGACAGCCAACUAAGGAAGAUGGUUUGAGAUUUAGAAACAACGAUGACGAAUUACUGCCAAGUUCGAGAAAUCGUAGAAAGACAAUCGAUCAGUCUAAGAAGGUUAAUGAGAAUAAGGAGAAGAUUGAAAACUUAAAGAACUUAAUUAGGGAAAAGAAGGAAUUGCUUGCCUCGGAAAAAUUAAGAUUGGAAAAUGACUCGCAAAGAAAGCAGUCUGAAAAUGCUGAUCUAUUACGGUCAAUUGAAAAUUUGAAAUCUCAAAUUCAAGCGUUGCCCUCAACCUCAAAAAAAUCACCUUCUGCAAACAAUGCUGUGCCACAUGAUUUACAAUCCAGAUUUGAUACUUUGACAGCCAGAAUUCCAAACCUUUUUAAAGAAAUUUCUGAUGUGAGCAAAGAAUUGGUUUCAAGUCAGUUGGCAUUGCACCACUUGAAGGUAGAUCAUCCAAUCCGUGGUAGUGGCCCAAACUGUAAAAUCACUGAGUUAGACUGUAAGAAUGCAAGGCAAAGACUGACCCUGACUGCAGGAAUGUGUACUUUAGUCGGUAGACCUGAACCAAAUUACGAUAAUUUGGAGGCACAAGCACAACAUUUCAACGAAGGAAUUGAAACUAUCGAAAAAGAUGAUCAAAAGAACCAAUCUGCCAUCAAUAACAUCAGUACCUGGAUUCAAGAGAUCUCUUCUUCGGUGCAAGCUAUAAUUCACGGAAGAACUCCUUCAAUGGGCCUCGAAAUGGAUAAAUGGGAAUCUGGUAUCGGUCUAGAACCAGAAGUCAGAGACUUUAUCAUAUCUUGGAAAAACAGAAGAAACUUCGAUAAUUCUUCUUACAAUACCGCAGGAUACUCCAACGGUAUUCAAAUCUCUUCUUCAGCAACCUAUAGAAACAACGCUCGUGCGCCUGAAGAAAAAGACUCGUACUCAAGUUUCCAAACACCUGAAGAAAGAUCUGCAUAUGUCAAAGAACAAGCUAAAAAGAAGAUGGAAGAAAAAUUGGCAGCAUUAGGAAUCAAAAAGAAAUCAGGGAGUUCACAAUCAUCACCUAAUCCUCCACAAUUGACUCAGCAACAACAGCCUCAACAGCAGCAGCAGCAGCAGCAGCAGCAGCAGCAACAGCAGCAACAGCAACCUAACUAUUACCAACAACCCAGUCAACCUGCUGCUGCGGUAAACAACUCCAAUCUACCAAAAGCUAACGACGAUGAUGAUGAAGAUGAGGAGGACGAGGAGGAGAGAAGAUUGUUAGAACAAUUAGAAAAACUGAAACUGAAGAAAAAACAAGAAAAAGAAGCUAGAUUAGCAGCCAAGCGUCAAACCAGCUCAUCACCAGCAGAAACUAAGAAUGAUAACGGUCAUGACUCCUGGGAUGAUGAACCUACACCAACAAACCCUACUGGAAACCAAUCACAAGCCGGAUCACAUCACCAAUAUAAUCCAUUUGGCAAGAGUGAAGCAACACAGCAAAAACCCGCCUCUGGUGCUGGUACCCCACAAUUGAAUAACACUCCAACUGGUGGCAGAAAUCCAUUUUUCAAGCAAGCUCCUUCACAAUCAUCUUCGUUUGAUCUGAAGGCAGCUGAACAGCAGAGAAGGGUUCAACGAGGCUUGGAUGACAGUGACGGAUGGUCAGAUGAUGACGAAACAGAGAAGGUAAAUACUACAGCCAACAAAGCUGUUGAUGUCAGUAGUACCGCUGUUCCUGCUACAUCUACCGCGUCCGUUCCUGUGGCACCAUCUCUCCCACAGAUUUCUGCAACCACUCAAGAACAAUCGUCUGUCGCUGUUCCUAUUGCACCACCUUUGCCUUUAGUUAAAAGCGAAUCAUCCCUGAUCCCACCUCCACCUCCAUUGCCUACGUCGAUUACUGAAGGGUCUGGUGCCCCACCAGUACCUAUCGCCCCACCAUUGCCUCAAAUAAACAGUGACGUAGCACCUGCUGUUCCUGUGGCAGCUCCUUUACUAAAAGUAGGAGGAACUGCAACUUUAGCAGAGAACGAAGAACCAAAGCCGGAUGAUGCAUCCGACGUACUAUCUAUCCCAGAGUCGGUGGCCUCUGAUGAGGAAGAUAAGUUCCAUACACCAGGUGCUGAAGAUGUAUCUGUCGCACCUACUGGCGCAAUCCCUCCCGCUCCUCCCGCUCCUCCAGUGCCGGUCAUCCCUCCACCACCACCGAUGCCAUAA
Messenger RNA from Kluyveromyces lactis, 3975 nucleotides. It is a transcript of the gene PAN1, whose product is annotated as actin cytoskeleton-regulatory complex protein PAN1. Lineage: Eukaryota; Fungi; Ascomycota; Saccharomycetes; Saccharomycetales; Saccharomycetaceae. Gene Ontology annotation, molecular function: calcium ion binding; protein binding. Gene Ontology annotation, cellular component: cytoplasm; mating projection tip; plasma membrane. The record is from RefSeq and is a predicted model, not a curated record. The transcript has a single exon. Gene Ontology annotation, biological process: actin cortical patch organization; endocytosis; endosomal transport. The coding region runs from base 1 to 3975 and encodes 1324 amino acids.